This is a messenger RNA of Lycium barbarum (goji berry), 4662 nucleotides long. RefSeq lists its product as uncharacterized. Lineage: Eukaryota; Viridiplantae; Streptophyta; Magnoliopsida; Solanales; Solanaceae. The coding region runs from base 2153 to 3115 and encodes 320 amino acids. The transcript is spliced from 7 exons. The record is from RefSeq and is a predicted model, not a curated record.
AGCUCGAAUUUUUGUUUGAAUUCAGUUUCAUCAGUUUGCUUUGACGAUUGUGAAUUUGCAAUGUGUUGUUUGGUGAUUAUGUGAUUCAAUUGAUCGUUUUACUGGAAUUGGUGAUUUUUUGUGUGAUUUUUGGUGGUAAGUUGAGAAAUUAGGGCUUUGAUUGCUGGUUUAUGUGACAAUUAAUCAUUUUAGUGGAAUUGAUGAGUUUUAUUUGAUUUUUGGUAGUAUUGCUGGAUUAUGUGACUAAUUUGAUUGUAUUAUUGGAAUUGAUGAGUUUUUGUUUGAUUUUUGGCGAUAAGUUGAGAAAUUAGGGCUUUGAUUGCUGCUUUAUGUGAUUCAAUUGAUCAUUUUAGUAUUUUCCGGAAGUGAUUAGUUUUUGUGUGAUUUUUGGCACUAAGUUGAGAAAAGAGGGCUUUGAUUGCUGGUUUAUGUGACUUAAUUUGUGAUUUUACUGGAAUUGAUGAUUUUUUGCAGUAAGUUGAGAAACUUAGGCACUGAUUGCUAGCUUAUGUGACUCAGUUGAUUAUUUUACUGGAAUUGAUGUCGAUGCUCUUUGUUUCUCUCUUGCUUGCGCUCCCUGUACAUAUAGCUCUCUCAAUUUAGCUUGAUUUUGAAUUUUCCCAUACGAUCUAUAUAUAUAUGAUAUCGCAUAAAUUUUUUACAAACUCUUAUAGAAAUUUUCCUUUGCAAAAUCGCAGAACUUUCCCUUCGCUAUUCAUCAUCAGUAGUUGGGCUCAGGCAUCCGAUUUUUUAGGUAAGAAGGUGAAACAUUAUGUAUUUGAAGACGAUUAGGCGAGUUCGAAAAAUUGUGAGUGUCAGGUGUAUUUGAAGAUGAUUAGGUGAUCUGGAAUGCUUGUUUGAUUUUUACUCAUGUAUCCAUUUCUAUGCACGUUAGUCGAAGCGAUUUUCUGGUCUAUAUUUCAAAUCUCAGUAAUCUCUGCUUCUGUAACGAACAAUUAUGUGUGGUUUAUUAGGCAACACUGAUAUUUUCUAUUCUAAAUUGAGCAUAUGCUAAAAGCAUGUUUAAGUGUGCGUAGGUAAUGUAUUUUUAGCAUCAUCGCAUCGAUCCAGCAAAAAAACCAACAAAACCUGUAAACUAUAUACCGAAAUGACAUUAGUGAACUCGAAUAAGUGUCGAUUAAGUGUUUAAAUACUCUGAUUAUUCACCAAAAUGAGUGGAAAUUACUUCGGUACCGACAAUUUAGUGGGUGAUAAGGCAACACUUGUUAUUAGGGAUAGUUUAUUUGUGCUGCACUCAGUGUGAUAUAUAUUAGUAGAGACUUCGCUGCUCCAAGUUGCUGUCAAUGUGGAAGUAGAUGUCAAUGUGGGUAAUGACUUAAAACUUUCUUGUUUAGCAUGUUCUAAUUGGAAAGAAAAUGAACUAGUUUUUGUUCUAUUCAUGGGUUCUCUUCUGUUUUACCUUCUAAGUUGUUUUUUCUUUGUUUUUAACUGGAUGGGGGUUCAAUAUGGUCCAUAAAAUACUUACAAAUAGCCUCAGUUGGUUGAAUAAGAAAUCACCUUAGCGUAACGCUUUUUUAGAGGUAAAACGUGGGCUAAACGCUUCCUUUUGAAGGUAAGAUGUGAUAAUGUAGUUUGUGGAUACCUUAUUUGUGCUUCACUCAGUGUGACAUGUAUAAGUAGGUUCUUAAAGGAUUCUGUAGAUACUUUGCUGCUCCAACUUGUUGUCACAGUGGGAAUGUCUUGUAUCUUUCUUGUUUAUUAUGUUAAGAUUGGAAUGACUAUGUCCUGCUCCCGAGGCUUUGGUCUUGUGGUAGGAACAUAAAUUGUGAUGUGUAGGUUAGACACACGUCAUGGGUUCUAUUCGAACUCCAACGCAUACAAAAGUUUGGUAUUUAAGUCCGGAAGCUUAGAGGGGCAGACCUAUUAUGUAUCGAGUUUCAAACCGUGUGCCACAAGUUUUCAGAAUUUCAAAAUAGCUAUGUGCUCCUACUGAAAUUCUGGAUAGAAAAGUAAUCAGUUUCUUGUACAAUCAUGGAGAACUCUAGAAGUAAAAGAUGGAUCGAUUAUAGUUAAAGAGUAUUUAGACGGAGUAGAAAAAUUUCUGAACUACGCCUUUCGUGAAAAACAUAACGGGGAAACAAUUUCAUGCCCAUGUACACAAUGUGUGCUAUUCUAUCAAGUAAAUCGGGCAAUGGCAUAUGAUCAUCUCGUGGUUCAUGGUAUUAUGCCUUCAUACGAUAAUUGGUUUUGUCAUGGGGAGUCAUUCAAUGGAUCAACAAGUAUCGAAGAAAAUAACGACAGGCAAGAAGCUUUCAGGGGCGAUGAUAUGAGAGGAAUGAUACAUGAUGCUUUUGGAAGCAUCACCCAUUUUAUGGAUGAUAACACCAGUGAAGUGGGAGAGAUAGAGCCAAACUUAGAGGAGAAUACUCCUCAUUCAUCGGGAAACCAACCUCAUCCAGAGGUGGAUAAGUUUGAACAACUCAUGAAAGAUGCAAAUGAAGAACUUUAUCCUGGGUGCAAGAAAUUCAGUAAACUGUCAUUUUUGCUUCAACUUUACCGUAUAAAACUAUUGUUCAAAUGGCCAAAUGAGUCUUUUAAUGCUUUGCUUGGUUUAUUGAAGGAUGCAUUACCAGAGGGUCUUUUAGGAGUAAGAAAAGCUCGCGGACCUACACUAUUAAAAGAUGUUUGGAAUCUACCAUCGGGGAAGACAAUUGUUGUGCACUUUAAUAGUCGUAAUCAAGCUAUUGGAAAAGAGGGUCAAAAGCUCGCUAGCUUUCUAGGCAUGGUUGCUAGGACCCCAGAAUUGACACCAUUAAACGUGGAUGAUUGGCGAGUGUUUGACAAAGAAGAAAAGUUGAAAUUGGUGGAGUUUGUGAAGAGAAAGUUCUCAAUCCCUGUACGUGGAGAAGAGUUUGUAAAAAAGUCAAUAGGAAAGAAAUGGAAGGACUAUAAAUGUGAUUUGAAGACUAUGUAUGUGACCAAAUACAAGACCAAAGAUGCCUUGAUGAAAAAUAGACCAAGUCACUUACCAAGGGAUCAAUGGACUGGUCUCGUCUCGUAUUGGCUUUCUGAUAAAGCAAAGGAGCGCAGUCAAGAAAUAGAAUCAGUAGGGCUAAGCAAAAAAUGCCUCACACGGGAGGAUCCAAAAGCAUAGCAACCUUGAUGAAUGAAAAGGCUAUAGGUGGAAUAGAGCCUACACGUGCAGACGUUUACAUAUUGACUCAUACAAAGCGUAAGGAUGGUAGACCAUUGGAUGAGGAGUCUUCAAAUACAAUUGACAUGAUGAAAGAGAAGAUGAGUAAUAGUGAGACUCCUUAUGAACAACAUCAAGGCAGUGUUGCUUGGGAAGGAGAUUUGUAUUCUCAAGUGUUGGGAAAUGAAAAAAGUGGCUAUUUCCGUGGUUUAGGACUUGGUCCAACCCCUUCUCUAUUAUGGGGCAGUAAAUCUUCCUUACGAAAUGUUGUUGUUGAUGGUUUGUCUAAUGAAGCUGCUCAUAAGCUGGAACACGAGAUAAAUGAGUUAAAGGAGUUGAACAAAAAACAGGAUGAAGAAAUAAAGUUGGAAGUAUCAAAUUGUCAAGGUAAAAAACAAAAAUUAGGUAGCAGUAGAAGAUGAUGUAGGGCAACCAAAAACACUGGUCUAUAGUCGGAAAUUCUAUUUUAAACUUCUGUCACAAUAUAUUUGAUUUUUCAAACUAUCCCUGCCUACUUAAAUAAUACCUAUCUUUGUUUAAUCCCUAAGUUUUAGAAUGCCAAUAAUCUUAAAAAUUCAAACCUAUUAGUUUGUGCAAUACUAUUUACAAAGUCAUUACUAAAACCAUUGUCAACAGUAUCAAACCUUUCCUUGAUAAUCUUAUUGGCCCUAUCAAUCGAGUUUCCUUAAGGGUCAUCGAGCUUGUGACAAUGCUAUUUUAGUUCAAGAAUUAGUGAACCACAUAAACCACUCUAAGCACUCUAAAGGUAGCCUUAUCCUAAAAAAUGAUUUAGAAAAGGGCUUUGAUAGAAUAGAGUGAUCUUUUGCGUAUCGUACCUUCCAUUACUUUAAAUUCUCCUCUAGGAUCAUUAAGUAGCUUAUCAUGAAUUGCAUUAGUAGUUUUAAUAUUUCCAUUUUGGCAAAUGGUACCAACACUGAGUAUUUUUCUCCUUCUAGAGGUAUCCGUCAAGGAGGCCCUAUGUAACCUUACAUUUUUAUUCUUUGCUUGGAACUUCUCUCAAGGUACAUUAACUACCAGGUGGACAUUCUCAACUGGGAAUUCAUUACCCUUAGCAAAAAUGGAGGAAAUGGUCCUCUUUUUUCAUAUCUAUUUUUCGUAGAUGACCUAACUCUAAUGUCUAGAGCUAAUGACAAAUCUAUUCAGGAUAUUCAUGACUGUCUAGACUACUUUUGUAAAUUAUCGGGGCAAAAAAUAAAUUCCAGCAAGUCAAAAGUUCUUUUCCCAAAAAAUUGUCCAAAUACUAUUCGUAGCCAAGUGCUUCACCUUUUAAACAUAAAGGCUACUAAUACCUUUGGAAAAUAUUUAGGAUUUUCCAUCCAAAACAGUAAUUCGAAAGCUCAUGUUUUCCACUACAUUCUUGAUAAUAUGAGAUCCAAGCUCUCUAGUUGGAAACUGAAUUUUCUCAAUCCUGUAGAUAGACUUGUUCUUGCAAAACCCUCUCUCAGUGCCAUCCCUGCUCACACGAUAAACCUGCGAAACCAUUGAUA